AUGGAAGAUCAGGGAGGAGACCCGCGAGACUCCUGCUUGACUAUCCUCCUCCCGCAGACCAAGCCAUCUCAACGCAAACAGAAGCAAUCACGUACAAGCGCACCCAAAGUACGAACAGGAUGCAUCACUUGCAAGAAACGUCACAUAAAAUGCGAUGAGGCCAAGCCGUAUUGCAGUAACUGCCUUCGAAACCGAGGUUAUUGUGAAGGCUAUCCUGAACCAGGAGGGAACGCCGCCUCCGAGCGUCGGCCAAUUUCCUUGGAUUCCAGACAGCUCACUCGACUUGCCGCAUCUCCAAGAACUCAGAUGAAGCUGGAUUUGGACGCACUCGACUUCCCCAAUGCCACAGGAAUGCUCUACUUUCAAGAGUUUGUCAGCCUUGUUAAGGCACCAUGGGCCACAGCCACAUCUUGCGAUGGCUUGUGGGGGGUGACGCUGCCACAGCUCGCCCGCACCAGCAACACCCUUCGGUCCGCCGCAAUGGCCAUCGGUGCGCUGAGUCUAUGGCAUAGCCAGUCCAAAGAUGGCUCGCUCAGCACAGUUUCAAUGCCGGAGGUGCCAGUCACCAAAAGUGACGUUCACUACUUCCAUGCUGUAGCUCACUACUGUCAGUCUCUCAAGCAGCAGUGCCAACAGGCUUCCCUUCAGGAUGCAGUAAUCUUGUCGGUGCUCCUACUCUUUUUCGAAAGUCUCAGGGGUAACAGGAAAGCUGCCCUAGAUCAUAUCAAUCACGGAUUGACAUUUUUGCUCGCCCUCAUCACAGACGAAGAUGCACAGCACCAUAUUGACAGUUUGGCACCAAACCCGAGGCCACUCUUAGCAGCGGUAGCUGAUGUUUACUACCCUCUGGCGAAACAGGCCCGUACUGUCCUGCGUGACAGAAUGAAUGAUGGCCUGCCUCUCCCAAACCUCACAGAGGGGCUGCGUAGCAGAAACCAAACCAUGGAGUCCUUCAUAGUUCUUUUGAGCCAACUGCCCAGAUCUUCAGUGUCCAUCGACGAGAUUCCCGCCACAUUUGACAGCCUCCAAGAGUUCGAAAAGUACUGGCACGUUGUUCGGCGGGCGCAGACUGCGAUAAUGACCAUCAUGAUGGACGCCAUCCAGGGCUUAGAUGCGUGGGCUUUGAAAGAUGACUUUGUCAUUGUUGACUUUUACCAAGAAGUUCUUCGCAAUCCACGUAUUGGGGAAUUUUGCAAGCAAUCUGAGCAAGCCAUGGCAGCACUAGACACUGCCUUUCAGCCCCUGUUCGACAAGAUCAUCUUGUCCCACGAACCCCAAUCACCCUUGUACUUGAGGGCAAUUUAUUUGCGUCUGCAGUACCUAAGCGUUUCCAUCUUCGAAAACCCGCCAAAGUUCAUCAACGACGCAACUAUAAGGGCGCGUACAUACCUGUUCCGCGAAUAUCUCUCCGUUGCCUCAAUCGCACGCCAGGCGGCCAUGCGGGAAGUUGCAAACAACCCGGCACGCCAGUUGUCGCUUCAGUGCGACAUCUCCUGGAACCUUCUAAUCGUAGCUUUCUUCUGCCGCGACCCGCUCGUGCGCGAAGAGGCCGUUGGGAUGCUGCGGGAUUAUCCGUGUCAAGACGGUCUAUUUAAUACGCGCGCUCUACAUGCUUUAGCUAUGCGAAACCGCACUGUGGAGCGGAAUAACGCUAUCGAAGGCACGCCCGAUGAUCAGUGGCAGCGGCUGUGGCGACGGGAGCUAGUAUUUGAAGAAGGCGGAACCCAAAUCAUCCUCCGUUAUCUGGAAAGGGACGAAGAGACAAAGAUGUGGAAGUUGGUGGAGGAGACAGCCGAGAUCAAGGGCACCACCGAGCAAGUGCAGUGGAAACGGCGCCCCAUAACUGGAAGUGAGGGACUACUGAUGGCCAAGAUUUAUGCCGCUACCUAUGAGAAUUACAACUCCUCACCUUUAGCAACGGAAGUUUGA
Molecule: messenger RNA, 1929 nt
Organism: Colletotrichum truncatum
Lineage: Eukaryota; Fungi; Ascomycota; Sordariomycetes; Glomerellales; Glomerellaceae
Product: C6 zinc finger domain protein
Biological process (GO): regulation of DNA-templated transcription
Molecular function (GO): DNA-binding transcription factor activity, RNA polymerase II-specific; zinc ion binding
Source: RefSeq, a predicted model, not a curated record